CGCUAGAGAGAUUCAGUUUGUGUCAAAACAUAGUCGCGAUAGCUAAGCCCUUUUCCAUUUAUCCAGUUGUUUACAAAUAUUGUAACCUCCUAUCUGUUGUACUCGUAUUAAUGCUGGUUGAGACUCGCCACUGUUUGUAAGUUUUAUUUGAAGUUAUCUCAAAAACACACGUCGAGAAUGGCGAUGAAUCCAGCGCCUUUUCAACCAGGAACAGGGAGUGUCCCUGCGACGAGGGUGGAAAUCACAAUUUCAUGCAGGGACCUCAUAGACAAAGAUGUGAUGUCAAAAUCAGAUCCAAUGUGUGUGUUGUACACAACGCAGUUGGGGUCUAGAGACUUUGCAGAGUAUGAAAGGACGGAGAUGAUUAAGAACUCGCUGAAUCCAGACUUUGUUAAGAAGUUCAACUUAACAUACUUCUUUGAGGAAUGCCAGAGGCUGAAAUUUGAAAUCUUUGAUGUUGACUCCCAAUCUCAAAAGCUGACUUCCCACGAUUUUCUGGGUAAAAUUGAAACAACUCUCGGUGAAAUCUUGGGUUCUUCAAAUAACCGUCUGGAGAAGCCUCUAGUUGGAGCGGGUAAGAAAUGCGGUAGAAUUAUUAUAUCAGCAGAAGAAGUCAGUGACUGCAAGGAUCGUGCUACAUUGAGCUUCUGUGGUCAUAAACUCGACAAGAAAGACUUCCUUGGAAAGUCGGAUCCUUUCAUGGUGUUCUAUCGUUGUAAUGAAGACAAUUCGUACACAAUAUGUCAUAAGACAGAGGUAAUAAAGAACACCCUCAAUCCAACAUGGCGGCCGUUUCCUGUCCUGGUUAGAUCGCUGUGUAACGGAGACGUAGAGCGGACCAUCAAGGUGGAAUGUUUCGAUUGGGACAGUGAUGGAGGUAGCCAUGAUCUUAUUGGAAUAUUCACAACAAAUAUGAGACAGAUUUUGACCGGAAGGCAAACCUACGAGCUGAUAAAUCCUAAGAAGAAGGCCAAGAAGAAAAGCUACAAGAAUUCCGGCACGAUUGAAUUGACAAACUGUGUGAUCGAGAAGCAGCACAGUUUCUUGGAUUAUAUCUCGGGAGGAAUGCAGAUCAACUUCACUGUAGCCAUUGACUUCACAGCUUCUAAUGGUAACCCUACUCACAGUAGUUCCCUUCACUACAUCAACCCUUAUCAACCCAAUCAUUAUGAGAUCGCAAUUUCAUCUGUUGGAGAGGUCAUCCAAGACUACGACUUUGAUAAACUUUUUCCUGUUCUGGGCUUUGGUGCAAAGCUACCUCCAGACGGUCGAGUGUCUCACGAGUUCUCCGUGAAUUUCAAUCCUCAGUCUCCGUUCUGCACGGGUAUUCCUGGUAUCAUGCAAGCAUAUCAGAACUGCAUAAGACAGGUGCAGCUGUAUGGCCCUACUAACUUUGCACCGAUCAUCAACCAUGUAGCACAGUUUGCCAAGGCUUAUCCCGAUGGCUCUAAUUACUUCAUCCUUCUCAUCAUAACUGAUGGUGUGAUAUCUGAUAUGGACAUGACUAAAGAUGCGAUCAUCAGGGCCAGUACCCUUCCGAUGUCAAUCAUCAUUAUCGGAGUAGGACCAGCUGAAUUUGAUGCUAUGGAAGAACUGGACGCAGACAAGAAGGCACUGACAUACCGAGGAAAAGUCGCUGAGAGAGACAUUGUCCAAUUCGUGCCCUUCAGAGAUUACGUCGGCGGUGUCGGUAGUAGCAACCAGCAGCUCAGUCAAGCACGUCUUGCCAAAGACGUCUUGGCAGAGGUUCCAGAGCAAAUUAUAGCUUUCAUGAAGAAACACGGUAUCAGCCCAAUCACCGCGCCGCAACCCCACACUCCCCUCGCCGUUCCCCCAAGUCAGUAACCCUCUUGUCAUAAUCAACUAGAUUUUACAAGCGCGUAUACUGUGGAUCAAACAACUGUAUAGACCUUAUGUAGUGACGUCAUCACAGGCCUGUAUGCUUCGAUUUUGAAAGGGCAAGUGCACCAAGGCAUUUUCUCCUUGGUAAAUGGACACCCUAUGAGGAAAGAAUUUUCUACUGGAGCAUUUUAAGGGCACCAAGGCAAUGACCAGGGGCACGGGAGGCAAUCGCCUGUCAUCAGGCUACUAAUGCAAAUGCGCAUGGCCCAAUAGAUCCCUUGCAUGUGACGUCACACGCUCGAAAAGCACCCUCACUGGGGUCAGAAAGGGCCCUCAUUGGGGUCAAUGGAGGUAAAUGAAUGGACAAUAGCUGUUCUUUGUGCGUAGGGCGUGAGCUCAGCGUCUGUGUAGCGUUCCGCGUGGUGCAAAUGCAGCUUUUCUCCUGUGGGCAAUGCGCCGUAUCGAUACCUAUUGUCUUUUACCCCAAAACAAAAGAACUAAAAAAAUGCUAACCAAAAGCGAGUGCUCUGUGUGCAUGGUAACAACUUGGAGCACUUGUAGGGUCCUCAGUACGUAUGUGUUAAAAAGAUAUUUUUUUUAGCACAAUCCACGAGUUUCAAAUGAAUCAUGUUUUUACACAGUCCCCUUAGUAACUGCAUACAGUUAGACAUGUCACAAGAUCAAAAGAUGAGAGGGGAAUGGUUGCUCUAUGAUUUGAUGCCUCUUUUGAUCGCACACUCUUGGUACUUCUCAGACACAGAAUGGUUCAACCACAGGACUAAUUACAAUAUCCAAUAUAUUUGGAUAUUCUAAAGUCACACUUCCAGAGGUUAUGAUCACGUAAGGCACUCUGGGGGAAAUGGCGCAGCGCGCUUGCGUAUCGCUGGGAACGAGGUUGGAGCCACCGAGCAACCUCUUCUAGAUCUCUAACAAGAGGACGCCUUACUCGGAUGGCAUCAUUUGCACAAGUGGAACAACGUGGAGUUUUGAAAGAUUCCAUUCAUUCUUGGGUUUUUUAAAUGAUACAUGAGGAAUAACUGAAAAUUCCUUUCAACUCGUAUAUUUUUUUAAUAAAAAAGUGUUUAUAAGUCGCAUCUAUUUUUUGUCUACUAAACUUAUUAAAGAUGCCUUAUCAGUAAUUUUCUUAAUAUUCAUUUGGCAUUCCCAGUUAUCAUUGUUCAGUAAUUCUUGCACAUGAUAAUGUCUCAGGGGUGUUGGGUUUGUCCCGGUGUUCAUGGUUUGAUUGGCAGCACUCUGCGCUACUGCACCUUGUAAAACCAUUACAUGGUACUAUGUAAAAGAAGUAGAUCUCAUAAUCAAGCGAAUAGCCCCUCAUACUUGCAGUUGCAGGAAAAUACUGAAUGUUAAAGCGCCUUGAGCUUCACUGAGUGGCGAAUAUGUGCGCUAUAUAACAAGAAGCCACUGUUAUUAUUAUUAUUGUCUCAUAAAAAGUACUUUAGUAAAGUUAGGGUCAUACUUUGAUGUUGUCUUGACUCUGAAAGAAAAUUGUUUUUCCAAAAGCCUCCUUGUUAUAAAGAUGGCAAUGGUAGUAAGCAUCCUCUGUGGUUAUUUUGUCUGAAAUGCCCACGAUGGUUAUACAUCACUUAAAAGGAAGUAGAAUAAAGCAAGACAGUUCUCUAAGAACAAACUCUACCUGGCAAGUAGAUACACACAUGAUGUUACCGCAAA
Messenger RNA from Asterias rubens (European starfish), 3531 nucleotides. RefSeq names its product copine-8-like. The record is from RefSeq and is a predicted model, not a curated record. Lineage: Eukaryota; Metazoa; Echinodermata; Asteroidea; Forcipulatida; Asteriidae. Gene Ontology annotation, biological process: cellular response to calcium ion. Gene Ontology annotation, molecular function: calcium-dependent phospholipid binding. Bases 178 to 1845 code for a protein of 555 amino acids. Gene Ontology annotation, cellular component: plasma membrane. The transcript is spliced from 17 exons.